AGAGAGAGUAAAUAACAAUAAAAAGAGACUCAUAAAAAAAACAAUUCUCUCUUCCAAGAACCAAACCAUGUCUAAUAACAACAACGAAGGAGUUAUGAUCUCUAACGGAUCUAUAACCGAACACCAAAGCCAACAACAACAACAACAGCAGAAACAACAAUCUUCCAACGGAGGAGCUCUUGUCGUGAAGAAACCUCCCGCGAAAGACCGACACAGCAAAGUCGACGGAAGAGGGAGACGGAUCCGUAUGCCAAUCAUCUGCGCAGCUCGCGUCUUCCAGCUAACGAGAGAGCUCGGACACAAAUCAGACGGACAAACAAUCGAGUGGCUACUCCGUCAAGCCGAGCCUUCAAUCAUCGCCGCGACGGGAACCGGCACAACUCCGGCGAGUUUCUCCACCGCGUCGGUCUCACUCCGAGGAAGCUCCACCACUUCCACAAACUGCGUUUUAUCCUCGUCGUUGGAUCAUAAACCCUUGUCCUCGCCGUUUAUACUCGGAAAGCGCCUGAGAGGGGAGGAGGAUAGUAAAGAGGAGACGAUGGGCUCUUUUGCUGCUCCGGGUGGGUUCUGGGCGGUUCCUGCGAGGCCGGAUUUCGGACAGGUCUGGAGCUUUGCCUCUCAUCAAGAGAUGUUCUUGCAACAGCAGCAGCAGCAGCAACAAGCAGGUGCUGCACUUUUUGUUCACCAGCAGCAACAGCAACAAGCAGCAAUGGGUGAAGCUUCGGCUGCUAGAGUUGGGAACUAUCUUCCGGGUCAUCUUAAUUUGCUUGCUUCUUUAUCUGGUGGAGCUCCCGGGUCGGGUCGGAGAGAGGAUGAAAGUUAAGCUCUCUUUUUUUUUUUCUUUUUUAGUUUGGUAUAUAAGUAUUUUAUUUAAUCUCUGUUUUUCUCUAUUGUCAUCGAUCAGUCUCCUGCAUUGUUUUACUCGAGUGGCUUCUCUAUUUGUGUGUGUUUUUAGAGAUUUGUUGCUUGAUUCCAUGAGUGAUUUAGUGUUUUUAAGUUAAAGAUUAGGGUUAGGGUUUAAGAACCUGGUCUUAAAAGAGUGUGUCAGAGGUUUUUGUGGAAGAUCGAUAUAUCAUCGGAACCAAGAUUUUAAUUUAAGUACCUUCAUGUAGGGUAAAGAAGAAACCGUGGAGGUUUUUUUUUGGACCCCUUCUGUUCUGGUUUUUUCCGGCGAAACAGAGCCGUCGUUUAAAAUUCCAGAUACUAUUAUUAUUAUAUUGUUUGUUUUUGUUGCUAAUUGUGUGAUGUGUUGCAACAACUGUGGCGAGCAAAUUGCGCAAGCUGUUAACCACAUUAUUAUGGUACUAUUAUCUAAUAAAUGUUCCACACUUAAGUGUUCGUUUGGUUUCUUUCUCUGCAUUUGUUGACAGACGAAAAGCUUUUAUGUGAGUGUGAUAGUCUCGCUGAAAUCGAACUGGAGGAUGAAUAUACUUACUGUUUUUUUUUUUGAACAACAAAUAUACUUACUGUCAUCGCUUUUUUAAUUCAUGGGGUUUCGCGUCUCGAUUUGAAAGCAAGAACAGAGGAUUGAGUUUAAAAAAAAGACAAAGAAGGUCUGUCUGAUGAAAUCUCUUCAACUUUUAUUACCUUCUUGUUUCGUAAGAAUUUAUGUCACGUUAGUCAGAUAAAAGAUUGACUAGUCGUAUGACUCGUAUCUCAGCAGAUUCUC
This is a messenger RNA of Eruca vesicaria subsp. sativa (arugula), 1669 nucleotides long. The record is from the annotation of a GenBank genome assembly. Lineage: Eukaryota; Viridiplantae; Streptophyta; Magnoliopsida; Brassicales; Brassicaceae.